Octopus sinensis (East Asian common octopus) is the source of this 6162-nucleotide messenger RNA. Its product is annotated as lethal(3)malignant brain tumor-like protein 3. Lineage: Eukaryota; Metazoa; Mollusca; Cephalopoda; Octopoda; Octopodidae. Gene Ontology annotation, molecular function: protein binding; zinc ion binding. Gene Ontology annotation, cellular component: nucleus. Gene Ontology annotation, biological process: regulation of DNA-templated transcription. The transcript is spliced from 20 exons. The record is from RefSeq and is a predicted model, not a curated record. The coding region runs from base 483 to 4742 and encodes 1419 amino acids.
CACGCACGCACGCGCACAUACGUGCCUUCUUUCUCUUUGGCGACGGAGUGUUUGUUUGAAGCUGCUGGUUGUGAUUGUGAUGAUGGAAGGGCGGAUGGAUAUCAGUCUGUUUCUUUGUAAGCGUGUGUUUGUAUGUGUGCGCGCGCUUCUGUGCGCGUGCCUGUGCAUUUCUUCAUCCUUUCUCUCAGGCGACGUGACGAGAGAGAGAGAGAGAGAGAGAGACAGAGACAGACAGAGAAGGUGGAUGGGUGAUGGUGAUGCUGGAGGUUUCAUCACUGAAUAUUAUAAAACUACUAUGCAGUCUCCUUUUAACUGUUGCAUCACUUGCCACUGCUUUUUCGCCCAUUUUACAAAUCAGAACCAGCAUUGCAAAAAGCAGCCGAUUUAGGUAGAUAAGAAUGGUUUGCUUGCCUGGAUUGUCUAUGUCGCGAUUCGAAGUCGUCUGCCACGCUGCCGAGAACUUGUCUGACAGAUAGACCCUCAUGAUGAGUGUUCCUGUUAGCCAACCAGCUAAUGCCACUCUAGCUCCUGCUGUUGUGUCUCCUGCCACUGUAGUGAAGAAGUUCAAAGCUACAGAUGUUGCUGACAACACCAAGACGGUGUUACCUCUGGCACCAGGGACUGUACCCAUUGCCACUUCACAAGGUUUCCCAGGAGGAAUCAGUCUGACCAUUUCCAAUGGUGUGAUCAAUGUGAAAACUGCAGGGAUGCAAGGUGACAACCAGGCAGCAGCAGCAGCUGCAGCUGCUGCAGCACUAGGGAUCAGACCUGCUGCAACCAGUGCACUACCAGCCACUGUCACCAUGGUGAAGGGUCAUAUUGGUAACAUAGGAAAUCUAAUCAGUCCAGUUGGAACGUCCCAAGUUGCCACCUUGCCACCAGGUGUCACUCUGCCACUGAAGAUAUCCAAUGCGCAAGCUCUUCAGUUCCGUGCUCCUAGCAUUAUGUCAUCCAAUGCUGCUAUGCAAAACUCGCUUACUGUGAAGCAGGGGCAGGCUGUGACAGUUGGCAUGGCACCAAACCGUCACGCUGUUGCUGCAGCCCAGCAUGGACCACAGCCGAUUCGGAUUCAGCCAGACAUGUCUGGAGUGACCCAUGUUAGUCACACACUGGUUCCCGCCAUCAUGCAGACCGUGAAUUCCACUUCUCAGUCAACGAUGACCGCCAACCUUGUUCAAGCUGUGCCGGCUACUAUGAAACAGGCCAACAACGAGAGUAAGGACAAACUGCAGGAAAUGUCAAAGGUCUCGAUAUCGUCGUCUGUAACUGCACACACGCUUCCGAUCACAGUUACGUCUGUUCCGAUACAGAUGACCUCCAAGCAUCUUGUCACCAGUAGCAACAGUUUACCUGUCCAUAAGCUGGCCAAUGCAAACACAGCUACUGCUCAUAUGGUUCCCAGUUGCACUUUGGCAACCGGACACAAAAAGCCCUCCACGACGGCAACUCAUGUUCACAUGCUUCCUAAUGUCCCCACCACAAACCACCCAUCCAUCCAUAUGGUUCCUGUAAGUAGUACCACUACUUUUGCGCUGAACAAUUCAACUGCCCCCUCCAUAAGAAUGAUUGGCCCGGCUGCUACGACACCCAUUCACGUUGUGACCACGCUAACAACGACGGCCCCUGUAAUGAGGGUGGCUUCUUCGAUCGCUUCCACUUCUGCCAACACCAAGAAGUUGUCCACCAUUCCGUCGCUGCAGGGAGCAGUCAACAGCAGCUCUGCUGCCACCCCACUUCAAAUGGUUCAUCCAGGAUCUGCUUCUGUUCCUAUGCAAAUAGUUACCUCGCUCUCCAACCCCAUCAUUGCAACAAUGUCCCAGCCGUCCCAACAGCAACAACAACAGCAACAGCAGCAGCAGCAACAACAACAACAGCCACAACCACAGCCUCAGCUGCAGGCUCAACCUCAGUCCCAGCCCCAACAGCCCCAACUCCAACUCCAGCCGCCCCCGCCACCACCACCACCACCUCCACCACCAGCUCAAGUCCAGCUACAUCCACAGGCCCAAACCCAAAUCCAAACUUCUGUUCAGGUCCAAUCCCAGAACCCAGUCCAAGUCCAGCCUCCUCAAUCUCAGACUCAGGCCCAGCCAGAUACCACGACGGACAUACCACCCAAAGCUGCUGACACUGGCGGGAGUGUAGCUGACAAAGUGGAAGAGCUCACUCCUGGUCCCAAAAUAAAGAUUGAACCUGACAAUGACCCAGUCAACAGCCUUGACUGGGAAAAUGGUAUAGCCACGCUUCCAGGUAGCAAUAUAAAGUUUCAAUGGAAUGAAUUCGGCAUAAUGGAAAUUGUAAAAGACAGUGAUCUCGAGUGUGUUGAGACGAUGGAGACUAGCAGUGACCCAGGUAGUGCUGACAGUGCCUAUACAGACACUAGCAGCAAACCAGAUUCCAGUACAACGAACCCUGAAUGUAACGAUUUGAGUAAAUGCUCAAGGAAAGAUGGCAGUGAGAAUUGCCAGUGUUCAAAUUGUAAAUACAAACUCAAACGCUCCAUAUCAGAAAAGGAUGAAUGUUUAGAGAGGAAGAAGAAACGAAAGCUGGUUCUAAGUCAGGGCAACGCAUGCGAUAAUAAUAAUAAGCAAGCUGUCAUAAAGUGUGACAGUAACUGCAAACAGCCUGUUGUUGUCAAACAAGAGAAAGUAGAGGAAGAGGUGAAGAAGCCUAUUACUGCCAUAGCUGCUGGAAAGAAAUCAAAAGUUUUUACCUGGGCUCAGUAUUUGGAUCAAGAGAAUGCUGUAGGGGCACCGACCAAACUUUUUAAAGAGCCCUUCCCUGCAUUGAAGAAUGGUUUCAAAAUUGGUAUGAAGUUAGAAGGCAUAGAUCCAAAACAUCAGUCUCUUUAUUGUGUUCUCAGUGUUGCUGAGGUAAGAGGGUUCCGAAUUCGGUUACACUUUGAUGGUUAUUCAGAAUGUUAUGACUUCUGGGUCAACGCUGAUUCAUCGUUCAUCUUCCCCGUUGGUUGGUGUGAAAAGAAUGGCCGUGUUUUGCAACCCCCAAAAGGUUUCAGUUCUGAGUCAUUUGUUUGGUCCGGUUACCUGAAACAUGCCAAAGCCUUUGCGGCACCAAAACACUUGUUUGUAAAUCUUCAUACACAGCCCAUUGUGCCGAACCUCUUCCGUGUAGGGAUGAAACUGGAGGCAGUCGACAAGAAAAACACAAGCUUGAUAUGUGUGGCAACAGUGGCUGACGUAUUGGGCGACCGCAUCUUGAUACACUUUGAUGGCUGGGAGGAUGCGUACGACUACUGGUGCGACCCCACUUCACCUUAUAUCCAUGCAGUUGGCUGGUGUAAGGAGAACAACGAAAUACUCUCCCCUCCAUGUGAUUGGAAAGAUCCAUUAAACUUUAGUUGGGAACGUUAUCUUUCAGAGAAAAAUGCGACAGCUGUACCUGCUCGAGCCUUUCGACCUCGUGCCCCUGUAAGCUUUGAGGAAGGUAUGAAAAUUGAAGUGGUCGACAAGCGCAAUCCUAUUCUUAUACGUGUUGCUACGAUAGCCUCAAUGUCAAAGCAUCGAGUGAAGAUUCACUUUGACGGCUGGUUGGAUAUCUAUGACUACUGGUUGGACGAUGAUAGUCCAGACAUACAUCCACCUGGCUGGUGUAACAGAACUGGACAUAUUUUACAGCCUCCUAUUGGUCCCGGAGACUUGACUCCUGUACAAGGCCAAGGUGGAUGUCCCACACCUGGGUGCAAAGGUAUUGGUCACAUUAAAGGUGCUAAAUAUGCUGGACAUCAUAGUGCAUCUGGUUGUUCCUAUUCCCAUCUGAAUAUGAACAAAGAGACAACGUUACAGGACCGGUUAGGUUCAACUCGAGUUGAAGAAGGAACUAGCACCCCUAUUGGACAGCGACCAGCCAGAGCUAUAGAACCAUCAACGGUGACUUUGGAAAUGUCGAGGAAGUGCCCAACUCCUGGAUGCGAUGGGGUUGGUCAUGUGACAGGUAAAUACUCUGCCCACCACAAGCUGUCUGGCUGUCCCUUGGCUGAGAAGAACUUUCUGAAGAUGGCAAGCAAAGUGAAAGAGGAACCGGAUGCCAGCACAGAUUCUUCAGAUACCAAGUCAUCGUUGCCUGCUGUUGUCUCUGGCCCUGGACGGAAGAAGAAAAAAUCUGAGAGAAAUCAACGCGAAAAGAAUUGUGUAUUAACGGAUGAGAGUCAUUCCCCUGAACCUACUGAAUCACAAGAAUUCCAACCAGCUAAGGACGGAAGUGCCAAAGCAUCUGCUGGUACUACUCAGAGUACUGAACAGCAAGAGUUCCAGUCUUCUGAUGACAGGAGAUUUAAAUAUCUUUUUCCGAAUAAAGUGAAAGAAGAAAAAGAAGACAAAAGUUUUGAAACCAAUGUAGAUGAGUGCCACAACAACAACGGCAGUAUGAAUAGUCAGCUUCACCACGGGGUGCACCGGUCGGUAUUCAUGUCUGCCCUUGCGCCAAACCCUUCCAAAGAUCUUCCAUUGUGUUGGGAGCAGCACUCCAAGCUGUUGCCUGGCGUCGACAAAAUCCGAGGUGACCAUGUGGCUGAGUGGAAGGUCGAUGAUGUUGCCAAUUUUAUCAAAACUCUUCCUGGCUGUAUUGACCUGUCCAAAAUAUUCAGGGAUGAACACAUUGAUGGUGAAGCUUUUCUCAUGCUUAACCAGACUGACAUUGUGAAGAUCUUAAACUGCAAAUUGGGACCGGCACUGAAGAUCUUCAACAGUAUCCUGAUGUUUAAAAGUACUGCUGAUGUUGAUUGAACUUUCACACCACAUAACAUCACACUACACCUUUCAGGCACCACCUGAUUUCUUCAUAAGCAUUCCGUUACCUCAUCCCACGCAAUCGUUACCCUCUCUUGCCCAUUACAUACUCAGCCACACUCAUUACAACACACACACAGAGAAGCAUACAUGGUCAUGCUUUCUCACACACAGGUACACAUGUACACACUUUCUCUCUCUCACAUGUACACACUCUCCCUGGCUUGUUACUAUCAUAACCUAUUGCCCUGCCCAUGUUUACAUAUCUCCUGUAAACUGCAAUAAUGAUGCAAUAAUACUGACUGUAAGAUCAUCCACAAUAACAAUCCAAUUGAUAGUAAAACCCUUACAGCAGCCACACUACCGCCAGAGCCACAAUAGUAACAUCGUUAAUGCCCAAACUCUAUAAAACAUCCCGACCCCCCAGCCAGAUUUCUCCACAACAGACUGCAAAGAAUUCAAAACAAAUCACUUCAUAGCGUAUCACAGACGGUAUGCAGACCACAUCCUGUAUCCACUGAACCAAAUGCUGAAAAUGCAAAACUUACCUGGACAUGUGAGGGACGCGGCUUGUUUGUUUGUUUUGCUACUGCAGUAAGCUCCAAUCUUGCAUCGAUCAUCACUGCCUCUACAUGUUCAAACAUCAAGACAGUCAUCAUUUAAUCUCACUCUCUCUCUCUCUUUUUUUUUCUCUUCCUCUGAAUUCUGUUACGACACCAUCCUGAGAACGUCAUUCCCUCCUUAGCACUCAAUCAAGACAAAGCCCCAACAUUUACAGAACAGACAAAACAGCAGCACGGCAUUGAUACCCUCAUUAGCUACACCCGUUAAACACUAUGGUGGGAUGCAUACCACCUGUAAUAAAGUGUAAAAGUAGCAGCCGGUCGCCGGUCGUUAAAUUUUAAAUGAGUUCAGUUGAAUUUGCCUGCUUUUGCUGUGGCUAACCUCAAAGACAUAUGGGCACAGACUGGACAAUGGAGAAGAAUGCAGAAUGCACUUUGUACUGCAUACGACGGAACUUUUGUGUGCUAAAGUGCGCAGUGUGGGUCCUCAGGCAGGCAUUAUCACAUGGUGUAUCAACAGCACUGGAACAGUGAGUUGUACCUAGUCAGUUCAUCUAUUAUUACCCAGGUGUCAUGGUCAGUUUCGUCACAGCUACACACAACAACAACAACAGCAACAGAGCUAAUUAAGGAGUCUGUAUGUGGUUGUACGACCUGCUAUAAACAGUAGCCGAACCCACCCCUCAUUUCACAGCUUGUCAUCUUUGAAAAAUGGCAGGAUACAUUGGAUAAUGUUGUUUUGGAUUACAUUGUGUUUGAAGGUGGGGAACCAAAAUAAAAAAAAUUAAAAAACGGAACGAGAGGAUCACAGCUGGAUUACUUUUGAUCUAAGGUCUGCUGGAUUAAAGGCUGAC